Messenger RNA from Gadus macrocephalus (Pacific cod), 892 nucleotides. RefSeq lists its product as uncharacterized. The transcript is spliced from 5 exons. Bases 83 to 892 code for a protein of 269 amino acids. NCBI's taxonomy places the organism in Eukaryota, Metazoa, Chordata, Actinopteri, Gadiformes, Gadidae. The record is from RefSeq and is a predicted model, not a curated record.
AAUAGACCAAUUUUCACCUUACGUCAGAACGACGUCACACAGGUUCAAUCGCGCAAGACGGUGGCAAAAGACAAACAGAAAAAUGUCGUGUUGUGCCGUGGGAUGCCAGAAUCGUAAUUCUGUAAACAGUGACCUGAAGUUUUACAGAAUACCAGCAGAUAACAACUCGUUUAAUGCCAACCGCAGACGUCGUUGGUUACAAGCUAUCAGAAGAUCCGAUUGGAACAAAGACCUUAUUAAAAAUGCCAGACUUUGCAGUUCACACUUCAUAUCAGGAGAGGUCUCCAUGGACUUCAAUAGUCCCGACUUUGUACCUUCUGUCUUUUCCUUCGCAACCCAGUGUGAAAUAGACAAAGGAGAUACAAAACUUGAGAGAUUUAAGAGGAAAAGAAAAAGGGAAGAAACCAUCCACAGACCACCAGAUGAUGUACAGCGGUCCAAAGAAGCUAGUGAUGAGGCUUCUGGAGCUUGCCUGUCCUCAGAUGACUGCAGAAUGGAGCCUGGUGCUGAUCAAUGCACUGAAGCCACAGUCCCAAAGGUUCUCCAUGAUGAUCUGAAACACAAGUACAGCCAACUUUCUACAGAGUGUGUCAACCUGCGUUUGGAGAUCGACAAACUGAAAACUGAGAAUGAGGAACUAAAGGCAACACUCAUGAAUACACAAUUUUCCUUUAGCUCUAUCAAGAGUAAAGCAGUGCAGGUUCUGUUUUUCACAGGGCUGACCAGUGUCUUAUUUGAGUGGUUGAGUCACAAACUUAAAGACAGUGUAGAGGUUGUGCGUGGCUCUAUGAACCUGAAGGAUCAUCUAUUGAUCGUCCUAAUGAAACAGGUUGGGGUGGGCGAGUUUCAGACAAACAAAUUACAGCUGAGUCUGGAUUUUAUGACCUUCUAG